GAGCACCAACUGCCCCUACUACAACGAGUACUUCGUGUUUGACUUCCACAUGCCUCCCGUCAUGCUUUUCGACAAGAUCAUCACGCUGUCGGUGUUGCAUUCCAGGCGCCUGCUCUGCGCCGGGUGCAUCGUGGGCAGCUUCAAGCUGGACGUGGGCACCGUGCACGCCCAAGCUGACCACCAGUUCUACCACAAGUGGGCGCUGUUGACGGACCCCGAGGACCCGCUGGCGGGCCCCAAGGGCUACCUGCAGGUGGACCUGAGCGUGGUGGGCAAGGGGGACGGACCGCGCGUGCCCCCGCCGGGCCCCGAGCGCGACUACGACGACAUCGAGGCGAACCUGCUGCUGCCGGCGGGCGUGCCGGUGGAGCGGCAGCGCGCGCGCUUCGUGGUGCGCGUGUACCGCGCCGAUGGGCUGCCGCGCCUGGCGCCCGCGCUGCUCAACAGCGUCCGCUCCGCGCUCACGGGCGAGCCGCGCGACCUCGUCGACCCCUACGUGCAGGUGUCCUUCGCCGGCCUCACGGGGCGGACGAGCGUGCGCAAGCACAGCUACGCGCCCGUCUGGAACGAGCAGCUGGUCUUCACCGAGAUGUUCCCGCCGCUGUGCCAGCGCAUCAAGGUGCAGCUGCGCGACGAGGCGGUGGGCCAGCACAACGUCAUCGGCACGCACUUCAUCCACCUCAAGGCCAUCUCCAACGAGGGCGAGAAGGGCUUCCUGCCGACGUUCGGGCCGACGUUCGUGCACCUGUACGGGUCGCCGCGCGCCUACAGCCUGCUGGACGAGCACGCGCCGCUCAACGCGGGCCUGGGCGAGGGCGUGUCGUACCGCGCGCGCCUGCUGCUGGCCGUGCGCACCGAGAUCCUGGACGGCGCCGCGCAGCUCGCCGCGCCCACCGAGCCCGAGCUGGAGCCCUGCGCGCCCGUCAACGAGGCGGCCUAUGGGAAGCUGGAGGAAUUCUUCCUGUUCGGCGCCGUGAUGGACACGACAAUGAUGGACAAGAAGCUGGGCGACAAGCCUGUGGUGCUGGAGCUGAGCAUGGGCAACGCCGGCAACUCGCUGGACGGCCACAACGAAUCCUCGCGGCAAGUGGAGCACGACAGCGCGCCUGAGGGCGUGUCGUCGGAGCCCUGGUGGCAGAGCACGACGCCCUCCGUGAAGCCCAUGAGCCUGGACAAGCGCUACUACUUCCUGCCCUACUGGGACGACAAGCCGUGCGUGGCGGUGCGGUCGGCACCAAAAGCCAAAAGCCUUUUGGCUCACGCCUUUUUGGGCAUUUGGCUGCAACGGCCCAUUAUUAUUCGUUUUGAAACCGUUGCUUGA
Molecule: messenger RNA, 1321 nt
Organism: Gryllus bimaculatus (two-spotted cricket)
Lineage: Eukaryota; Metazoa; Arthropoda; Insecta; Orthoptera; Gryllidae
Source: the annotation of a GenBank genome assembly